Messenger RNA from Doryrhamphus excisus (bluestripe pipefish), 3275 nucleotides. RefSeq names its product hydroxyacyl-CoA dehydrogenase trifunctional multienzyme complex subunit alpha a (gene hadhaa). Gene Ontology annotation, cellular component: mitochondrion; mitochondrial fatty acid beta-oxidation multienzyme complex. The record is from RefSeq and is a predicted model, not a curated record. NCBI's taxonomy places the organism in Eukaryota, Metazoa, Chordata, Actinopteri, Syngnathiformes, Syngnathidae. Gene Ontology annotation, biological process: fatty acid beta-oxidation. Gene Ontology annotation, molecular function: long-chain (3S)-3-hydroxyacyl-CoA dehydrogenase (NAD+) activity; enoyl-CoA hydratase activity; NAD+ binding.
UGUCAGUUAGACAUGGCUGCUACUCUUUCUGCCGGGGUUUUCUCUCGGUUUGCAACUAGGAAAUAUCUCUUAUUGCCAGGCCAUGCAAGACGAUGUAUUUCGGUGUCUUCAUCACUGGCAGCUCGAACACACGUCAGCUACGAGCUCAAGGAUGAUGUUGCGGUUAUCCGACUCAAUGAUCCAGCAUCCAAGGUGAACACACUGUCUGUGCAGAUGCAGUCUGAGUUGACAGAAGUGAUGGGUGAGAUUUGGUCCAACGGAGCUGUAAAAAGUGCCGUUCUUAUUUCCAGCAAACCUGGCUGCUUUAUCGCUGGAGCGGAUAUCAAUAUGAUCCAGGCCUGCAAGAGCAGUGAGGAGGUUACCCGCCUCUCCCAGGAAGGUCAGAAAAUGUUUGAGAGGAUUGAGAAGUCUCCCAUCCCUAUUGUGGCUGCCAUCAAUGGCUCCUGUUUAGGUGGAGGCCUUGAGUUUGCCAUAGCCUGCCAGUAUCGAAUCGCUACCAAAAGUCGAAAAACAGUUCUGGGCACACCAGAGGUCAUGCUUGGUCUGCUGCCUGGAGCGGGUGGCACCCAGAGACUACCCCAAAUGGUGGGUCUCCCUGGAGCGUUUGACAUGAUGCUGACAGGCAGAAACAUCCGGGCUGAUAAAGCUAAGAAGAUGGGGCUAGUGCACCAGCUUGUGGACCCUCUGGGUCCCGGAGUGAAGCCUGCAGAGGAAAGAACAAUUGAAUACCUGGAGGAAGUAGCAGUGGGCGUGGCUAAGGGAAUAGCCAACAAGACUGUUCCUCUUGCCAAGCAGAAAAGUCUCAUGCAGAAGCUCCAGGACACAGUGAUGGGUCUGGGUCCAGUCAAGAAGAAGAUCUACAACACCGUUACUGAGAAGGUCCAGAAACAAACCAAAGGACUCUACCCUGCUCCUGUCAAAAUCAUUGAGUCAGUGAAGACUGGAGUGGAGGAAGGAAAAGAAGCGGGCUAUCUGGCCGAAUCUGAGAACUUUGGGAAGCUGGCAGUGACAUCAGAGUCCAAAGCCCUGAUUGGCCUGUAUCAUGGUCAGGUUACUUGUAAGAAGAACCGAUUUGGCACGCCAAAGAAGGAAGUCAAGACUCUUGCAAUCCUGGGUGCAGGUCUAAUGGGAGCAGGCAUCGCUCAGGUAUCCGUAGACAAAGGACUCAACACCAUAUUGAAGGACAACGCAGUCGAUGGCAUCAGCAGAGGAGAAGAGCAGGUCUACAAAGGUCUGAACACCAAGGUGAAGAAGAGAGCGCUGUCGUCAUUUGAGCGGGACGCCACAAUGUCCAACCUCUCCACGCAGCUGGACUACACGGGCUUCUCAUCCGCCGACAUGGUGAUAGAAGCCGUGUUUGAGGACAUCAGUAUUAAACACAAAGUCCUCAAGGAGGUGGAGGCUGUGAUCCCUUCUCACUGCGUGUUCGCCUCCAACACUUCAGCGCUACCCAUUAAGGAUAUAGCUGUUGCAAGCAAACGGCCUGAAAAGGUGAUCGGCAUGCACUACUUCUCACCGGUGGACAAGAUGCAGCUGCUGGAGAUCAUCACCACCGAUAAGACAUCCAAAGACACACUGGCCUCGGCUGUCAGCGUGGGCCUCAAACAGGGCAAGAUUGUCAUCGUUGUUGGAGAUGGCCCUGGGUUUUACACCACUCGCUGCUUGGCUCCCAUGCUGGCAGAAGCUGUCAGGGUGCUUCAGGAAGGUGUCGGUCCAAAGAAGCUUGACAGCUUGACAACCAGCUUUGGUUUUCCCGUUGGCGCGGCAACACUUGCUGAUGAAGUCGGCAUUGAUGUGGCAGCUCAUGUGGCCGAGGAUCUGGGGAAUGCUUUUGGUUCUCGCUUUGGAGGUGGGAAUGUGGACGUUCUGAAGACCAUGGUAGAGAAAGGCUUCAAAGGUCGCAAAUCAGGAAAAGGCUGUUUUAUCUAUGGCAAAGCCACAAAAGACAAGCGCGUCAAUCCCGAUGCUGAAGCCAUCCUCAAGAAGUACAGACUCUCUGCCCCCCCCACAGUAUCAUCCGACUCCGACAUCCAGUACAGACUAGUGUCUCGCUUUGUCAACGAGGCCGUGUUGUGUCUCCAGGAGGGAAUCCUGAUGAAUCCAAUAGAGGGAGACAUUGGCGCUGUGUUUGGACUCGGCUUCCCCCCCUGCCUGGGAGGUCCUUUCAGGUUUGUGGACGCGUUUGGUGCAGAGCGUCUCGUCAGUACCAUGAGGCGUUUUGAGGAAGUGUAUGGAAACCAGUUUACGCCAUGCCAGCUCUUACUGGACCACGCUAAAGAUUCCAGCAAGAAGUUCCACAAGUGAUCCGUCUUCUUUAAAUCAUUUGGCCAAAAAGAAACCUCUUCGACAUUGAUCACUUACCAUUUUUUCUCAAGUCAGAAUAUUUGAUACAUGUACUGUACUGAUACUGUACAGUCCUCCCUCGCUACAUCACACUUUCAUUGUAUCGUGCUUUUUUAUCCCCAAAAAUGAAUUUAGCAAGCGACCUCUGACUUAUUGUUCACUGUGGCCUAUUCUGUCAAAUUGAUAUACUGAAAGACAUGUGCUAUGUAGCAUUCUGGUCACUGGGCGAGACAUUACCUUACCGCUGCAUGGAGUCAGCCAUGGCGUUUUGUUUGGAAGUGGUCAUUUUUUGGCAGGGAAAAAAGUUCUCCUCCCAUUUCAUGUGGAAGUGGUAAUUUUUUAAUACUCUUUUAGACACUUAGCUUCUGAUUUAUUCGUUCUAACUCAGUUGUCUGCCAUGUUUAAAGCAGCGGCCGUCUCGUGUCCGUGCAGUAGUUCCGUGGCCUGUGCAAUGUGGUGUAAGGAGUAAUGCUAAAUGAUAAUAACUGUAAUCCUAAAUAUCUACAGCAUACUUAGUGGAAUCUUCUGCUCACCCCAAGUUGUUUACUUGCUGACUCUAGAAAUUGAAAAUCAAUUCAUUUUGCCUUUUGAUAGAACAGAUGUUGGCUUCGCCUUGGGAGGGCCGCGUCAUACUCUUUACUAACUUAUGUCAAAGUGUUACAUCAACAUGGUGGAUGUGAUUUGUUAGUCGUACACAAUAACAGCAUGCAAAUACCAACCGAAUGUAAGUCAUCAAGAAUGUAGUGAUUGUGAAACACUGUUGCCUCAGUAUGUACUAUCAUCGAUUAUGUCAUCAUUUUUGAAGUUUGCAUCAUGUAACAGGCCUUACGAUGUUAAUAGUUUUUUUUUUAAAGCCAUGUUAAACUGUUGGAUCACAGUGUUCAAUGAUGAAGUGAAAGAAGUGUCAACAAAUAAAUUCAAGCAUGAUUUAA